Coturnix japonica (Japanese quail) is the source of this 9463-nucleotide messenger RNA. Lineage: Eukaryota; Metazoa; Chordata; Aves; Galliformes; Phasianidae. The record is from RefSeq and is a predicted model, not a curated record.
UAUAAAUGUAUACUGGUGCGGUAUUUAUUUAUUUAUUUAUUUAGGGAGGGGGAGGCAAGGAAAGGUAGCAAACAUUGCAACUUAGAGAAAACAUAUAUAAAUUAAUAUUACAAACCUAAAGGACCUUGCACAUUACCUUGUAUCCUCCCUAUGUCUCCAUGUUACAGUACUACAAUAUCGUCUUGACAUCAGGCUCCUCUGAGCUGAUGGCACUGACUUUGGAAAGCUUUCAUGCACCUCAUUACAGCUUUGAACUGCACAUGCAUUUUUUAUUUUAUUUCAUUUUUAUUUUUUUCCCUUCUUGUUGUUUUCCCUCUUUUUAGGGCUCUCCUCUGCUUCGGAGGAAACCUGUUCUGGCAUGCUGAAGUUUGCUAGUGGUAAAUAUUUCUUCUGACUACAAAGUGCAUGCAUCAAAAAGGUUUUUGUUGUUGUUGUUGCUGUUGUUUUCUUUAAAUAAUCCCCCACAGAAAUAAGCUCCUUUCUCGCUUGCUCUGCUGUUAUUGAUAACCUGUAAAGGAGAUAGAGCUGAAGGUCUGAGUGAAAUAGUGCUUUCAGAUACGGAGUUUUAACCACAUCAAGCUGAACAAAAUGCAGUUCUGUAUUAAUUCCGUAUGAUGCAUGUGGCGUUUUGCAUACCAAACCUGGUGACAAAGGUGAGUCCCACAGGGACUGCUUUGCCGGGAGGAUUUUUCCAGUCUCUAACCACAGAAGUAUUUAGCUCUCCAACUGCUCUCCAGACUUGGUGGUUCAGAUUUGUUUCAAUUCAAGAACAGAAAAUGACAUGUAAUGAAGUGCCCCCCAGCAAAUAAGUGGUGCCCGUGCGACAAGCAGGGAUGCAAAGGGUUAAGACGCUGACUUGCUUGCUAGGCAAAGUUUGAGGAAGAAUAUGUCUUGAGGCUGUGCACGCCGCAGCACCGCGUUUGAAAUCCGUCACCCUCACUUAGGAGCUCCGCAUCUCCGCUUGUCACCGGUGAAUAAUGAUCACGCGGCGAUAAGAUCGCGCGGUGGCGGUGCGCCGGAGCCGCCGGGGGAGAAGCAGAGGGAAAUUACGGGCGUUUAACGUUGCGGAGGGGGUUCCUCGGUCAUCGGCGGUUUCAGGGUCAAACGACCGGCUGGACAGAGGCUUGGGAAGUAUAUUUCCUUCCUCCUUUCCUUGAAAGAACCCUUGGGCGAUGGUGAUAAUCGGCAGCUAUGGAAAGCAGAGACCUUGGUGGUGAUCCUUAAAAAACUACCAUGCCGGAGCCCAGCUGUUCUGCUACUUUCCCCCCUUGCAACCGGCCGGACCCGGUGGGCUUUGGGUGAUUACCGGAGACCUCCGCACGAGCAGGAGGAGCGGCGAGGGAAAGAGGAGCAAAUCGAGGAGAGAAAGUGCGUUGGGGAUGCCAGAGCCGAGGGCUGCGCGCCGUAGGAGGAGGUGGUGGAGAAGGGGGGAGGACGAUGCCGCUGCCUCCUAAGGGAGGAGGGAGGCGCGGGGGCCGCUCCGGAGAAGAGCGGCGGCGGGCAGCGGGCCCCAGGGGCUGGCCAGGAGCGGCAGGCGGCGGCCAGAAGAGAGGAGCGGCGGCGGCAGAGGAAAAGUUUUGGUGCGGGGGGCCAGAGGCGCGGAGGGGGAUUAUGAUCGGUGCCGGCGAGGGAUUCCCAGACACUGUCAGGCAGGCCAGAUCCAGCUGAUAGCUGUUAUAAGGACUUUGCUGACUUCGGAAAGCUGAGCAUCAACAGACUUCAGUGAAAGGAGAUACUAUCACUCCAAGCAACAUGUACACAGACAGCGUUUGGCAGCUUUAAAUUAACUGGUUGCUUACGUAUAAGGACGCGGCUAUUGGUUCUUUUGGCACACAUGGAGGAAAGCAACAAGAUUUGUAACCCUGGCUAAUAGGACUGUGGCUUUCUUAUCAAAAGUAGGAGGUGGGCCAAUUGUAAAAGGAUUAUUUUAUAUUUAGCCUGAAGGACUUUAUCUCUGCUUGAACACUGGACAUAAACUGAAGCCAAUUUUAAUGACCUGAGAUUUUGCUACUAGUCCUUUAUUAUUGUUAUCAGUUCUUUAACAAUUUGAUACUUUAUUUCUUUAAAUUGGAAAUGGGUUCCUGGACUAGAAUGUGGCCCUCAGACUGGGCUGUUCUCUUGAAAUCAUGGCUUAUCUUUUCCCUGGGGCUCUACAUGCAGGUCUCCAAAACUUUGGCCUGUCCAAAAGUGUGCCGCUGUGACCGAAACUUUGUCUACUGUAAUGAGCGAAGCUUGACCUCAGUGCCUCUUGGGAUACCAGAGGGUGUAACUGUCCUCUACCUCCAUAAUAACCAAAUUAAUAAUGCUGGAUUUCCUGCAGAGUUGCACAAUGUCCAGUCUGUGCACACAGUCUAUCUGUAUGGCAACCAAUUGGAUGAAUUCCCAAUGAACCUGCCCAAAAAUGUCAGGGUUCUCCACUUGCAGGAAAACAACAUUCAGACAAUUUCUCGGGCUGCUCUUGCUCAGCUCUUGAAACUGGAAGAACUGCACCUUGAUGACAACUCCAUCUCCACUGUUGGAGUUGAGGAUGGGGCAUUCCGGGAAGCCAUCAGCCUCAAGCUUCUGUUCUUGUCCAAGAAUCACUUAAGCAGUGUACCAGUAGGCCUUCCAGUGGACUUACAAGAACUUCGAGUAGAUGAAAACCGAAUUGCUGUCAUUUCAGACUUGGCCUUCCAGAAUCUUACAAGUUUGGAGCGUCUGAUUCUGGAUGGCAAUCUGCUUACUAAUAAAGGCAUAGCUGAAGGCACCUUUAGCCACCUCUCCAAGCUCAAGGAAUUCUCUAUAGUGCGUAAUUCACUGACGUAUCCUCCUUCUGAUCUUCCAGGUACACAUCUGCUAAGGCUGUACUUGCAAGACAACCAGAUAACCCAUAUACCACUUACAGCCUUCUCAAAUCUUCACAAACUGGAACGUCUUGAUAUUUCCAACAAUCAGCUUCGUAUGUUGGUAAAGGGUGUAUUUGAUGAUCUCCACAACCUGAGACAACUCACUGUAAGGAAUAAUCCCUGGUUGUGUGACUGCAGUAUUAAGUGGGUCACUGAAUGGCUCAAGUUUAUUCCCUCUUCCAUCAAUGUACGGGGUUUUAUGUGUCAGGGACCAGAGCAGGUCCGAGGUAUGGCAGUCAGGGAGCUUAAUAUGAAUAUGCUGUCAUGCCCCACCACCACCCCUGGUCUGUCACUUAUCAUCACCCCAGUCCCGGCUACAGCCAAGCCAACUACAUUAGUUCCCUCCUCAUCAGUUCCUCCCCCAAGUACUAAGUAUAGUCCUCUGACUCCUAUCAUAGUCACACUCCCCACUGUGCCUGACAGGGAAGACAGAGAAAGGGUAACACCUCCUAUAUCUGAACGAAUUCAACUCUCUAUCCAUUUUGUGAAUGAUACUUGCAUCCAGGUUAACUGGAUAUCUCUUUUUACCGUGAUGGCAUAUAAACUCACAUGGGUUAAAAUGGGCCAUAGUCUGGUAGGAGGAAUUGUUCAGGAACGAAUAGUUAGUGGUGAGAAACAGCACUUAAGCUUGGUAAAUCUGGAGCCCAAAUCCACCUAUCGGAUUUGCUUGGUUCCUCUGGAUACUUAUAAUAAUUACCGAACUGGAGAAGACACUGUCUGUUCAGAAGCCACAACAAAGGCUUCGUUUUCAAACAAUGGCAGCAACAUCCCUUCCAGCCAUGAGCAGACAACUUCUCAGAACCUGGGCUCCCCAUUUCUGCUUGCAGGUUUAAUUGGGGGUGCAGUGAUAUUUGUGCUCGUGGUCCUGCUCAGCAUUUUUUGCUGGCACAUGCACAAAAAGGGGCGUUACACCUCCCAGAAGUGGAAAUACAAUCGGGGCCGUCGGAAAGAUGACUACUGUGAGGCAGGGACCAAGAAGGACAACUCCAUCCUGGAAAUGACGGAAACCAGCUUCCAGAUUGUGUCCUUAAAUAAUGAUCAACUCCUUAAAGGAGAUUUCAGACUGCAGCCCAUUUAUACCCCAAAUGGGGGCAUUAACUACACAGACUGCCACAUCCCCAACAACAUACGAUACUGCAAUAGCAAUGUCUCAGACCUGGAGCACUGUCAUACGUGAUAGUGAGGGGAGAUGGGGGUGUCAAGGACAAAGAGAAAAAACUCUAGAAAAAGUAACCCUCACAACAAUGAAAAAAUUACAUUUGAUAAAUGUUACGCAGAUGCAUUUAUGCAUUUGAAUACUCUGUAAUUUAUACGGUGUACUAUAUAAUGGGAUUUAAAAAGUGCUAUCUUUUCUAUUUCAAGUCAAUUGCAAAUGGUUUUGUAACUCUUUGCUUUUUAAAUCUUAAAAAAAUAUUGCUAAGUACUGUACAGGGUUGUACAAUAAGAACCCAGUGUCAUGGCAAAGGAAAGAAUGGUUCAUUCUUCAAACAUUAACCACUUUGCUGUCGAAGCUGUCUGAGGGAUGUAAGUUCCUAGGUGUCCUGUAAUACAGGAAAAUAAGUGCAUAUUAAAGCAGGGUUACUAGGAACAGCCUAAAGCAAUUCAGAUAAAAUGGGUGAAACCCGUUUGGCUCAAAUCCAGCAUCUGCUGUUGAGCUUCAAACAAUUUAAAAUAUUUCUGUUCCCCUUUGUCAGUUCUGUAUUUCCUACCUCCAACUCAAAGCUGGAGUUCUGACUGCUACCAAAAAGGCUACUUCUUAUUUGAUUAUUUUUCCCCUAAAUACAUGGAAAGGUAGACAGAACUCAGUGUCAAACUUGAAGUGACCUUGAUUCCUAUUUGCAAAAGCUAUUCUGAAAACGUCCCCCAGUGCCCUGCAUUUUUAUGUUAGAAAUGGUUCCUGCCUUUCAUUAUGAUUAAGAAGCUCCAAGAAUUCUUUGACCCUUCUCAGUGGGAGAUGAAGGUUAUCAGUAUGUAACAGAUAGUUGUCAUUAGAUAGCACCUCUCCUUAACAGAGCAGCAUUUGUUGACACAGCAUGUUCAGGUAAAACCUGAACAAGGGAAAUUCUAAGUGCUCCCAGCUCUGUGGUGUUCGUGUAGAAUUUACUAUCUAAAAGUGGAAAUUGCUGAAAACAUAUUGCAAAACAUAAUGCCAAUGGACAGGUUUCCAUUGGCUUUUAUGGUUCAAGCUCUGUUUGAUUUAGCAGUUUGAGUUACAUACAGCGUGAAGUAAAAAAAAGAUAAAAACAAUCAACAAAAGAAAAAUAAGCAUGGAAGAUCUUCUUUUAAUUUUUUUUUAAUUUUAUUAUUUUUUUUUUUUUUACAUUAACUUAUUACUGGAAAGUCUUCUGGGCCUGUUGUGAACUGAAAUAUGUACAGCAGGGAAAAUCAUGAAUAAAUUCAGGGUUUGUUUUUUUUUUUUGUUUUGUUUUGUUUUUUUCCAUUCAGGUGAACAGAGAUGGAUAUUAAUUGAGGAAUUUUGAGAGCACAAGUACACUGCUUCUCCAAAGUUCCCUUUUUUUAUCUUAAGAUUUUUAAAUUUUUCACAAUGAUCUGCGUUUGAAUAUCAGCAGGUGGAAUUGGAAUUUGUUCCUUUGUUCCCUCCAAUUCUUUAGCUGGAAUCACUUCUGAGUGAUGCAUUAUGUGAAGCAUUAUGCUUGUAUGAAAAUUACGAUGCUGCUCUCAAAAUUAGACUGUGUUCCAACAACUGCAACUCCACUGAUUCUAUGACUGCCAAGAACUCUGGAUUUCUUGCCAAUUCAGUGGUGGAAUUUAAUUCUUUUUUUUUUUUUUUCCUUUUUUUUUCUUUUUUUUGUUUUUGUUUUUGUUUUUGUUUUGUUUUGUUUCGUUUUUUAAGUUACUUACUUUCUCCUGAACUUGGGGACAAGGAAAAGUUCACAGAAAGGAGAAGAAAGAGAAGCAAAUUUUUAGUUGUUUUUUUUAAUGGAGCAGGGAACAAAAGAGAUUUUUUUUAUUUAUUUAUUUUUUUUUUUGCAGUGACUAUCUAGGGACAAAGAAGUGAAUCAGAAGUAAAAGCUGGAGCACUUUUACUGUUUAUGUUGGGAAAGAGGAUUUUAAUCCUUUCUGUUGCUCAUUUCAGUCAGCCUGUUCCUGCAACCCAGCAGUCUAUGAGUGUGCAUUUUCUCAAAUUCAAGUUGCAUGAUAACAUUCAUUUUCUGCAAAUGCAAAAUGAAUCCAGUUAUGACUGAUGGCAAAGUACAAUCAUUAUAUAAGGAACUGCAUCCUCACCCUCACACCUUUUAUAACUGCAGUUUGAAAUUCCACUCUAUAUUCUGUAUAUUUGUUAUUUUCCUCAGCUAUAACAGGUAUUUUAGGCAACCUGUGUGGCUACUGUAAUAGUAAAGUCACUGAAAUUUUGCUGAAUAAAAGGCUGCCAUAUGAUUUCAAAUGGUGUAAUUCCAGAUAGAAAUUAUCUAUGCAAAGUCUUUUCUCUGUGACCUGUUUGCUCAAGAUUAUGAUGAGAAGGUUGAUACUUUCGGUUUGCUUAAUAUGUUUUAGCUGCCAAAACCCAAAAGACAAGCAGCAAAUAGUUGUGCUUCUUCACGCUUCCAUUGCAUGAUGGACAUGUAAGAGUUUCAGAUUAAGUAGAGACUGAGAUUCAUAUUGGGUGUGGAUGUAGCAUAUAAUUUCACUGAAAUAACAAGCUGUAUGUUUGAUUUCUAAAGGCAUUUUUUGAAUGUAUGCACAUGCUAGCUUUUCAUACUUCAGUUAUUCAUGCUAGAGGAAUCCUUAUCCUCCUUUUUGAACAUCUUCUGUUACAGGCCACAGGAUACCAUAGCUAGGCGCCUUACUUGUAGCAAAUUUCUUAUUCAGGGAAUUCAGCUUUCCUCUAAGUGAAAGAUCACAAGCCCAAAAUGAAAACAACAAAUGUGAUUACAGUUCUAAUAAGAUAGAAAUUGAAGACAUUCAUAAAAUCUGUGGUUUGAUCCCAGGUGAUGAAAUGUACAUUUAUGUGGGCAGAGUAUAACUGGCUCACCUAGAUAAAAAAUCAAAGUAAUUUUGAAGAUAGUAUAGUUUAAGUUUCUUUUCUGUGUGAAAAAGAAAAUAUAUAUUGAUAAGGGAUACUGACAAAGAUUCUUUUCACUAAGUUCACUUCAGAAAAAAAAUGAGAAAUCUACUUACAACAAAAUUCAAGGAUAGCCAUGGGAGAACUACCUAAGUAAAUUCACAACUGUAGUCUUAAAAGUAAAAUACACUAAAAAUUAAACAAAACAAUAACAAAACAAACAAACAAAAAAGCAUACAUUGAAUUUGAAGAGUGUUCCUUCCUACUGUAAGGCCUCAUUUUUUAUCAUCUGCAUAAAAAUAUUGAUGAGUUUUCAUUAUAUUUGGGAAAAUAACAAAAAGUCAUUUUUGUGGUCAAUGAUCUUCUGGAGAUAUAAAGUUUAAUAUCAGUAGCCGUCUCCCUUGGGCUUAUGAAAAUGGAGCCAUCCUCACUUUAUAGAAAUGUUUGACUACAGAUGCUAGUUAAGGGAACUGUAGAGCAAAAAUCCCAAGUGUGUGCACAUAUAACUCAUUAGGAACUCAAAAGUGAUGAAUUCUUGAUCCUUAUUUGCAAUUGUUCAUUGAAUGUGGGAAGAAAUGAAUGGUUACAGACAAUAUCUCACACAUCGUCCAUUGUAAACUGCUAAUAACUGGCCUAGGUGUACAGAUAAGAUUGAUGAGAGGUAUUAAAAAAAAAAAAAAAGUGAAAUUAUGUUAAAGUGGUAUCACAGCACAACUUUGUUCAGUGUUACAGUUCCUUUGGAAGAUUUAUUUAUUUACAAACUUGUUUUCAUAGAUUCUGUCAUUAUAACAAAUGUUCCUUGCAUGUAGCUUGUUAGCAAAAAACAAAACAAAACAAAAAAAACCAAAAACCCAUCUGAUGAAUGCAUGGAUUUUUCGUUAAAAUGUUUUUACUGGAAACACUAUUAUGGAAUUUUUUUUCAAAUUUUCAUAAGAAUAUUUAGACACUGGUUUACUUUUGACUUCAAAUAUUAACAAUUUUUCUUGUAAGCCAAUAAAGAAAUACAGUGAAUGUGAUGCUAAAAGAAAAAUUAAAUAGCUUAUGCUAUUUUCUGCUAGAGUAGUUCAACUAUAUUUUUUAUCUAAAUCACUUUCUCUUUUUAAGAGAGAAAAUUUCUUCCUUUAAGAAAAGUAUUGAAAAUAACUUUAUGCACAUUAUAUUGUUAAGAAGCUAAGGGUCUACAUAAGGCACUUUAUUGAUGAUAUUGAAAGGAAAGUUGUCUCAGAUUUUGACAGUGAAGUGGUUAAUUUGCAUAGUACUUCUAUGGUACUUCUUCACCAUAAAUGAUAACACGGAUAUAUUAAUGUUAUUAUUAUUAUUUUUUUUUUCAUUAGAGCAUGAGAAUAAUGGUUUUACUCAGUGGGAAAGCAAACAAACAAACAACAAAAAACAAAAAAGAAAUGGGUGCUGAAUUCAGGCAUUACUGGCUUUAAGCCUCAUUAAAUAAUGCCUGGUACUCUCUUCCAAACAUAGAGAUUAUACUAGGAAGCUGAUGAUCACUCCUCUGAACUCCACUGAAAUGGGCACUCUGUCUCAAAUGAUUAUAUGGGCAGUAUCAAACUAUUUGACAUUAAAAUUAAGUACAGCAUGGAAUGCCUUGCUGGUAGUCCUUUCUUAGAACACUGGCUCAUAUUCCUUCUGAAAAACUAGUCCAAAAGUGAUCUGACAAGCUUUUAUCAUACUGGGACUAUGUAAAAAUUGUGCCCAAUGACAACUGACUGCCAAUCCUCUCAGAAACAAGCCACUAAAUAAAUUUUUAUGAUCACUUGGUCCCAGAAGAUGAUCUUUCAAAAAAACUGAUUUUAACUGAGACAUGCAUACAUGUUCUGUUCUGUAUUUGGUAUAUUUUCAAUCUUUAACAUGGAAAAUUAGAUGAUUUGAAGUCUGCAUUAUCUGUUUUCUGCAAUAUGCCAUGUUGCACGCAUUGUUAACUUCAAAACCUCGCUAUACACUAUAUAUUAUCUUGUUGACAUAUUCAGUAAAAAGUUAUUUGAAAACAAUAGCAUCAAUCCUGCUCUAUUUAUAUGAACAAGUUGAUUAAAAUAAGAAUGUGAACAUUUGAAAGGGAAAAUACAAAGACAAAAAUUCUGUUCUUUCAUUCCUGAAUUAUUUUCCAAAUGUUUUACUGUAUGCCCAUGCUCUUCACAUGGUAAUACUUUUGUCUUCUGUCAAAGAGUUAAAUCAUUUGUUACUUCCAUUUCUCAGAUUUAAUGGUUAUAGGGUUAUAGAGUUAUCUCAUUUUGAUAUGCAUAUAAGAAAUCAAUGUAAAGAACAGCUUGUAAUUCAGUAUUUGCAAUUAUUGGAUGAAGUUAAGCAACUAUACACAUCUAUAACAAGUACCUACCUACAUGUGGAAGCUAGGACGCAUUAUAUGCGUAGUCAUUCGAUAAAUGCACUUGACAUUCAUCCUUGACAGUCUUAAACCUGUGUUUUACCUAUUUAUUCUUUCCUUGAAAUGAAAUGUGAUUUCCUUUCCAAUUCUCCCUUCAAAACUUUUCUUGAAUUUUCAGAAUUUUUCAGACAUAAGCCUUAAUAAAUUGUUGUAUAACUUCAA